AUGUCGGAGAAACACUUAAAGAAAGGAGAUGCCUUGCCACCGUACAAUGGCAAAUUACGGUUAUUUGCUAUGAGAUUUUGUCCCUACGCAGAACGAAGUAUCUUGGUUUUAAAUGCCAAAAAGUUACAGUAUGAUUUAGUUCAUAUUGAUCUGGAUAACAAACCAGAGUGGAUUUUCAGCUUUAAUCCUAAAGGUACAGUGCCAAUUUUGGAAUAUGAAGAAGGAAAAGCUAUAUUUGACAGCAGCAUUAUUAAUGCCUAUCUCGAUGAGAAAUAUCCUGAUCCACCCCUACAAUCUUCAGACCCGCUGCAACGGGCACAGGACAAGAUAGUUGUGGAGCUUCUAUCUAGUGCUCACUCAGCAUAUUAUACUGCAGCAUUUAACGCCCAAGCUUUAACUUCAGAGUCUUUAGAGACAUUCCACCGUGGUCUAGAAGUUCUGCAAAAGGAAGUAGAAGCUAGAGGCACUACAUUCCUAGGUGGUGAUAAACCUGGCUUGGUGGAUUAUACUGUUUGGCCAUUUUUGGAGCGCUUUUUGUCACUUCCUCAUUUGGGCAAACCCGAAUUUGCUAUUAGUGAGGAUAAAUAUGGUGCAUUAUUGAAAUAUAUGGAGUCAAUGAAGAAUGACCCUCCAAUCAAGGCCUACACUUUGGCUCCAGAAACCCACGCCAAGUACACCGAAUCUCGCGUAAAGGGUACACCAGAUACCAACAUGCUGGACACUAGUGAUGUCUGCUGCUUCCGUCCACGUAAGAAGAAGGAAUGA
Messenger RNA from Pieris macdunnoughi, 765 nucleotides. Lineage: Eukaryota; Metazoa; Arthropoda; Insecta; Lepidoptera; Pieridae. The record is from the annotation of a GenBank genome assembly.